CAGCCGGGGACAGGCGGCCCCUUCCCCACACGGGAGCCGGCGGAGGUCCUGGCCGGCGGCCGCCUGGGUGAAAGACUGACCGAAAUUGGCGCCAAGUGAGUGCGCAUGCGUCAGAAGGGGGGGAUCCUUGGCGGUAGCACGUGCUUGAGAGGGGCCCUAGGGACAGUCAGCGCGUGCGCAAUGGGGCAGGCUCCUCCCCGCCCCUCAGAGUUCACGCACGUGGGUAAGAGACCGAGGUUUCGUUCUCAGUUCCCCUGUGGAUCUACCGUUCCUCCACCCCGCUCAGUGACCCACCCACCUCUGGGUCUGUCCUGCCCCCCCCCCCCCGUGUCCCACCUUUCCCCCCACACUCUGCUGUGUGGCACCCCCAUGCCACCCUGUCUGCCUUCCCACCCCCCACCCCCAUGGGUUCACUCCAGUUUCAUUCUAAUCCGAUUUCCAGCGAGGGGCGGGUGAUGUGUGGCCUGCAGGCAGAUGGGGUGGAAGCAGCACUGCUGGGGGGGCAGUUACAGGGCCUCUGGGAGAGGUGGGCUGCACAGCCAGUAGAGCGCCCAGCCCCAUGAGGCCCUGACCCUGACAGCCCUUUGGGUGUUGCUGUAAUAGAAAUGGUUGGUAACUAAUAAAAGUCUUUCCUUGGAUGUGCUGGGCCUGAAUAGAGCAGGGGGAUUAUACCAGGAAGGGACAUGAGCCUCAACUCCAAAUGUACUGCCCAAGUAGUGGCACAGCUAGUUCUGCCCUUAGAAAGCUUUGGCUGUGCGUGUGCGGUUUGGCAUCCCAAGAAAGCAGAGUGAACAUGCACACUUCCCCCCUCUAUUCUUGCGUUCAGCCUUUGUCCAUUCCCAGCCUGCCCUGAUCUUGUUUUCAAACUCUUAAAUUGGCACUUUAGGGUUGUCCACCACAUCUCUGUAGCUUCAGUGCAGAGCAACACAGCCCUUGUCCUGAUCCAUCAAAACCCACCUAUUUGGCAACCAAAAUAAAAUAACUUGCAUAAUAGGUUCCUCAGAACUCUUUACAAAUGCUAAGUAACUCAUCCUAUCAACCAUCAGAGGAAGCUGAAAACAUCAACAGGGAAGACAGAAAACAAGCAAAGAAUUAAAUGGAGAUAACAAGAGGAAGCAGGUUUAUAGUGGAAGUAGCAGUGAUGAGGCUCAGCUGAGAUGCUCCCUAAAGAAUUACAAAACUUUGUGAUUCUUUAGCACCUGUGAGGUGCUAUUAUCCCUAACGUACAAAUAGAGAAAUAAGCAUGGAGAGGUUAAAGUGGCAGAACCAGGUGUGUGACCCCAAAGUCAUGCCACUCACUCUAGUGCUUUAAUUGCAAAGCCACUCAUGGGGGGGGGGAGGGGGAAUAAGAGCACUUGGAUGGUAAUAAAUUGUAGAGCAUGUGGGUGCCAUAUGCUUGCAACUGGAAAAGGAACUUGAAUACUUAUUUAGGUGUGAUUGCCUGGACAAACUGACUUGUGUGCAUUACAAUUAAAGUUACUUCUUGUUUGUUUAUAUAACUGCACCAAGUUUUAGUAGCCUGAACACAUUAGGACUUCAUUGUGCUAAUCAUUAUACAGACCGUGUCCCCGCACCACCAGCCCUGAGUUUACACUCUAAAUAGAGGAAAGUGACUUACUCAAGACCACCCAGCAAGUCAGUGGCAGAGCUAAGAAUAGACCCUACAUCUUCUGAGUCCCAGCCUAUGUCUUUAUGCAGUAACCAUACUGCCUCUUAAGUUGUGCCCAAGACACUAGGGCCUAGAACACCAUGGCCUUGUCAGUACAACUGUGAAUAGCACUUGCACCCCAGUUUCGCUCCAUGCAUGCCCCUCUUACCCUCCUCUACCCUAUCCCCCUUCCCUUUGCAUUUUGCCAAUUCCCUCCUAAGUACAUCUACACCAAAAAUAACUAUAUAUAUAUUUUUUAAAAUAUGGUACUAACAUGGCAUUUGCCACCAUCCCAUCAUUCACUCUGCUGGUGUGUUCUACCCCUUUUCCCACCCUGGAUCUAUCUAGUCUGUUUAGAUUGUAAGGUGUUUGUCAUAGGGACUGUCUACUAUUUUGUGUUUGUUCAGCACCUGCCUGUGGGGCCCCAUUCUUGAUUGGCCCUCAGGCACAACAUUAAUAAAAAUGAUUAAAAAGAUAACUGAUGUGGGAUAAAUCCCUCAUUUGUUCAUUUUGUUGGCAAAGGAGUGAACAUACACAUGUGACAUGGAUCCUGGAAUGCAUGCAUGAAAUCCAGGCUUAAAUUUGCUAGGCCAGAACAUUAAGAGCUAUUCUGUAAUGAGUGUUUACUAAGCUAUGCACGUUAGGAUAAAAGUGCCCUGAAUGCCUGGUUGCUUGCCUUAUAUGAAGGCCUCAAAGCCAUACAAAAUAAAUAACAUUGUUUGCUACAGUCACCUGUUAAACAGAACUUAUGAUGCCUAUAAAUGUGGUGGAUUCCGUAAUCAGGCUGAUAGUGAUUUCAGGCUGAUAGUGGUUUCUAGUCAUUUAUAAAUGCUUCUAAGAAGAUCCAGUAGAUGGUGCCAGGGGACCUUGCUGCAAGCCUUACAGAGCAAAACAAUCCGCUUGGGUGGGAGAGCUGAGCAAGGGUGGAACAUUUGGCUCUGUCUCAGACAGGAAGUGGUGGGAGGGAAAUAGCUAUUGCUGCUGGAAACGAGGCCUGCCGGAGCUGUUCCUGUGGCCUACAUGCUGACAGCCAGGCCAGCUUCAGUGGAGUCCUAAGUUAUCUGUCUGGCCCUAGGAGCAUUGCCCAGAUUCUGAGGAUGACCCUGGAAUGACUGAGUGCGUUGGAGCUGGUACUCCAUUCCACAGAGGUGCAGCGAUCCCCCAUCUGUUAGGAGUCAUAUUAAGGUAGUUUUAAGUCUGUUACUUGGGAGCAAGGAUUUUACAGGUGUGUUUCAACGAAGCAUUUAAAAUUUCCCAGGCCACUGUAGUUCCAUGCAGCCCAGAAUCUAACAAGAGUGAAAUCCCAUCAGGCCUUUUAGUUGCAGGCUAACGACUGUUUCUUAGGGGCAGCUAGGAAUGGAUAAGUUCUUGGUCAAAAGGCCUUCCCCAGGCAAGAACAAACAAGAACCCUUAGAGAUGAAGGGAGGAGAGCUGGAUUGGAUGAGAGAUGGGGGAGAGAAGAAAAGGCCCCGGUCACAAAUGCCAGGUGCAGAUGAAUCCUUUGUGCAUUCUCCAUGGAAGCAAAUCCGGGCUGAGGGUCUGAACUGCGAUUACAAGAUCCUGUUCAGCAAAACUGAGGCUGACAAGAUUUUCCAGGAGCUGGAAAAGGAAGUGGAAUAUUUUGAAGGUGAUCUUACCAAAGUGCAAGUGUUUGGCAAAUGGCACAACAUCCCAAGGAAGCAGGUGACAUAUGGAGAUCCUGAGUUAACAUACACCUACUCAGGUGUUACCUUUGUUCCUAAGCUAUGGAUUCCAGUUCUCAACCAUAUCAGAGAGCGCAUCACCCUGGCCACUGGACACACUUUUAAUUUUGUUCUUAUUAACAGAUAUAAAGACGGCUGUGAUCACAUAGGCGAACAUCAAGAUGAUGAGAGAGAAUUGGUUCCACGGAGUCCCAUUGCGUCAGUGUCCUUCGGAGCCUGCAGGGACUUUUUCUUCAGGCAUGGUGCUUCCCGAGGGAAAAACGCCUCAUGCCACAUUGAGCCAGUCAGGCUGCAGCUGGCCCAUGGCAGUUUACUAAUGAUGAACUACCCCACCAAUGUGUACUGGUAUCACAGCUUGCCCACCCGCAAAAGAGUGCUAGCCCCAAGAAUCAACCUGACGUUUCGGAAAGUGAUGGCUUUACCAAAAAAAUGAAGUUAUUUAACAACCUAACAUCUAGCUUUAACAGCCCCUUUUACUUCUGAAAAUGAGAACUUUCUUUCCAUGUCAUAAGUCAAUUUCUCUUUCAAACACGGCCUUUUCCUUUGCAUAUAUAGCAGGAGAUAGGAACCUAGCUGUGGUGCAAGCUAUGUCACGAGUGUAUUUAAAUUAGGAAAGCAAACGGGGAAUAACAUGCAGUUGUUUAGAUACAAAUAUGGUAACCAUUUGAUCUUGGAUGUCAAGAUUAUUUUCCUACAGCCAAGCACUACUGUAGCCUGAUGGUAUAUUUUUCUACUGCUAUUCUCCUUGGUUCAGAAGGGAGGUUUAUUGUUAAAUCCAUGGUAGUCCUAUCAGUGAGUAUGCCUUGUUUUUUGUUUUGAAGUCUCAAGUAUGUACAGCUGUCUACUAAAUACUAACGUACCAUAGAAUGUAAUAAUUCAGUAAGUCUGAAAUGUUCUCUACAAAUGAGUCAUAUAUAUUUUUUAAAUAAAACAAGAGUCUUCUACAAGAAGGGAAUGCUGAUUGUUUAAAUGACAAACUUCUCCUUCAUCAUUUACAAUGUGAUUGUAAGUGGUGUAGGUUUGGAAACAGGACUGCACAGUUCUGGAGCUUCUGAAGGUAUACACCAACAAAGCAGUAUGAACUGUUACUUAUCUUACAGUAUAAGUCUGUCGCAACCUACGCGCAUUUAUCAUGCACGAUUUCAGCUUUACGCUGGUCCUGGGGUACCAGCUGUGGCUGGGAGUCCCAGGGCCUUUAAAUCACCCAGGGGGUUCCCAGCUGCAGAGGUGGCUGGUAGCCCCCGGGGCAAACUAAAGGGCCUGAGGCUCCAGCCACCGUGGAGCUCCGGGCCCUUUAAGUGCCAGCCCCGGCCCGGCUGCCAAGGCUAUGGGUGGGAUUUAAAGGGCUCCUCCGGGCUCCCCGCCGCGGUGGGAAGCCUGGUGGAGCCCUUUAAAUGCCGCCGUGGCCUGGCUGCCGGCAGGAUUUAAAAGGCUUGGGGAUAUAAUUUUGAGUAUACGCGGUUUUCAUUUUAUGCACUAACCGCGGAACGGAACCCCCACGUAAGAUAAGACUUGCCUGUAACUAUGGUUCUUGGAGAUGUAUUGUCCAGAUGGAUUCUACUUUUGUUGCGUAUGUGCCCGAUAUUGAAUUCUUUUGGCCAGCAGUGACCACUGGGAUUGCGCCUCACCCACCCACCACUUGAGGGCAUAAGGGGCGAAGCAGGCCUUCCUCAGUUCCUUCACCAGUACAGAAUCCAGGCAGUAUAGGGCUAAUCAUCAUGAAGCCCUACACACCAGUGGCAGUAGUCAUUGAAUAUGCUGCCAUAUUAGAUGGGUCUAGAGCUGCCUGAUGAGAUGUUUGGCCCAUUAACUACCCCAGACAGUAGGGGACUAUGCUGUGGAAGCUUCUCUAUGAAUUGAGGCACUUUGAGCGCAGUGCCUGAUAACUGGAAAUUUGCAUCUGGAGACUAGCUGAGGAGCUAGAGCUUCCUGCUGAAUAAGUCAAGCUUCGUAGGAUUCUUUUCCCUACAUUGUGUCUUUGGAUGCCCCUGUUGCUUAGAUCUUUCAUCUAUUGCCGCCACCAUCAUUAGUGAUCUGGGGUGGGGGGUGCUGUAAACAUAUUCUAAUCUCAAAGGGUACCUGGCAGCACUUGUCAGCUCUUUUGGAAAUAGAUGCCACACUGAUGCUAGGAUCUGUCACAACUCCUUAGCUGGUUCUAACAAGUAAUGUAUAUGACAAACCUACCAGGCAUAGAGGAGUGCAGGAGGCCUAGUAAUGUGUGACUUUUCUUGGACCACCUCCACUGGACUCUCUGAAGUAUCUACCAUGCAUCUUGGAAGGCCUUGAAUUUAGCUGGCUGGCUAGGAGGAGGAGUAGGAGUGACUGCCUCAUCUGGUGAGGAGGAAGAAAUUUCUGUUGCGAACAAUUGAUCUUUCAUAUCCUGUUGCUAUUCUUCCUCACUGCUCUGUUCUUGUUGUAGGCUGUGGGUCUGCACCAGCUAACCGUGUUGAAUAGAUAUCUCUUGUCUUGAAGGGGAGGGAGACUAACUCUAGAGAGAGUAAUAGAAGGUGAUCCUAGGUUACAUAUGCUAGAGAGCCCAAAAUGGCCAAGAUUGCAUGCUGUUAUGAUACAGGGCUGGACACCACGUGGGUGGAAACCAUAAUGAAUGUUCUCUAUGAGAUUCCAGGGGCCUGUGCUUAUUAGGGUGAUCCAAGACUUUCUAUCAGACCAUUGAUGCUCAAAAGUGUGAAACUGAGGUGCAGGGGGAGACUAUCUUCCUUACUAUGUGAAGGAGAGAAAGAAAAUGAAUAUUCUUCCUCAUGCAGGGGAGCUACCAUUAGGUGUCAUAGGAUCCUCCUGCAACCCAGAAUUAACAGGUGAGCUUAUAAGUACCGGGGCACAUUAGAAGUCGGUACCAAGACAGAAGCACCUCUAUUGGCCGAUGAGGAUAGUAGGGAUGAGUCUCAAUGCAUGGUUACCAUAAGAUCACUCGGUACUGAGAAUGUCUUCAGAGCCAAGUAAAUCUGUGCUGGAAACAUCUGCACCAUGGAGUCUGGUGUCAGAAUCAUGCGCACCCAGGAGUUGGUAGCUGGGAAAGUGCAGACCAGCAUUUCAGGUGCCAUCUCUAGUACCUGAUGAUCAGCUAGUGCCGAGAUGUCAGAAGGACCCAAUCUGGGCUGUGAACUGCCUUUGGCUGAAGGCAUGAGCUGAUUCAAACCAUGGUGGGUUUUGUCUCUCUUACUGCAUACGGGCGUGGGUAGCCCUUGCCUGUGCUUGUCCCUGGAGCAAUGCUUCUUCCUACUCGUUUCAGACAAAGGCUGGGUGGAGGAGUGCUUGUUUGCUCUGCCAUACCCCCUAGCAGAGGGGUACUGACUCCUGGACAAAGAAUGUGCCUGGGAGCUCAAUAGGGCACUUCUCAAAAGAGACAGAGGAGGCUUAACAGGAUUUUUAAGCCCAGGAUCUGAAGAGGCCCUCAUUGAGCAUUCUAAAAGGAAGAACUAGGAGGCUUCCCUGGCUUUGUUAUACUCUUGGAAAAAGAGGAGCAGAUUGAACCUUUAUCAGAGAUAUAUACCUGAGACAGAAGUCUUCAAGAGUGUCAACCACUCAGCUGUACAGCAGCUUCGCAAGAGGGACAAAUUUUAAAUCCUGAGGAUUUAGUCUCAGCCACAGUGGUAGCUCCUAAGCGUACGUAUAGAUGUACUGCCAAAAAAGUGUAACAAAAACAACUAUUAACACUAACUAAAGAAUUAUACUAACCUAACAACCAUUGCUCAGUGUGCAGAGUACAUGGAUGCUACGGGGGUCUGUCCCACUGCUAUAGGCAGUAAGGAACUGGUUGGGCCCUAUAUGCCCUCAUGUUGUAGCUGCAGGCAUGUCCCCAAGAGACAAUGCUGGCCAAAAGAAUCCAAACUCAUGCUUAGGGGGUCUACAAACACAAACACUUCAAGAACUGGUUGCCUUUAUAUGUGUGCUGGUGUAUCCCUCACAUUGAUAUUUUACUGUG
Gopherus flavomarginatus (Mexican gopher tortoise) is the source of this 7294-nucleotide messenger RNA. It is a transcript of the gene ALKBH2, whose product is annotated as alkB homolog 2, alpha-ketoglutarate dependent dioxygenase. The record is from RefSeq and is a predicted model, not a curated record. NCBI's taxonomy places the organism in Eukaryota, Metazoa, Chordata, Testudines, Testudinidae. Gene Ontology annotation, biological process: DNA repair. The transcript is spliced from 3 exons. The coding region runs from base 3005 to 3784 and encodes 259 amino acids.